CCCGGGCUGAGCAGCUGCUCCCUGGUUCUCCACGUGCUGCCAGCAGCGCUGGAACUGCCCGAGCCGGAGCGGAGCCGCUGUUCUCAGCUGCAGCCAGGAUCUGCCCCCGGCCCCGCUGGGAUCCAGACAGGCUGCAGAAUGACGUCCAUGUUUUGCUCCAGCUCAUUCCAACCUGGCGUGGGACAGGGAAGAGAAAUGGCUGCAGUGGAGUCAGUCCAGAGGCCGGUGACCUUCGAAGAGGUGGCUGUGUAUUUCACCAGGGAAGAGUGGGCUCUGCUGGACCCCGCUCAGAGAGCCCUCUACUGCUAUGUCAUGCAGGAGAGCUAUGAGACGGUGGUCUUGCUGGGCCAGAGAAUAACAUCCAUGUUUCGCUGCAGAUCAUCUCGUCCUCCCAGGGUCAAGAAAAUGGCUGCAAUGGAGCUGGCUCAGAACAACACCAACCCCAACGGAGUUGCUGAUUUGACAGGGCAAGCCGCGAACAUUGAUCCCGCGCGGUGAGGAUGGGGAUCUCAGACGAGAACUGGGGCACAACACCUGGUUUGUUAAGGCCACAAAAAUGGAGGAAGGAACCUCUUCUCUCCUACUGGCAAAGAACCCCAGAGGGCUUUAACGCCCCUUAUUUCACUCAGGCUCACAACUGACCGGAGUUCAAGAACUGUCCCUGUUCCCAUUGGGAAGAUGAGAGGAGCCUGAGGUCCAGAGAAGGGAAGUGACCUACCCAAGCGCCUACACAGCAAGGCACUGGCAGAGCCAGAAAGAGAACCCACCAGUCCCGACUCCUGUUCUAACAGACAGUAAACCACUCCCGAGGCAGGGAUAAAGCCCAGGAAUCGAGAUGGUGGAGAAAUUUCAUUGAAACCA
This is a messenger RNA of Gopherus flavomarginatus (Mexican gopher tortoise), 861 nucleotides long. RefSeq names its product zinc finger protein 558-like. NCBI's taxonomy places the organism in Eukaryota, Metazoa, Chordata, Testudines, Testudinidae. Bases 139 to 498 code for a protein of 119 amino acids. Gene Ontology annotation, biological process: regulation of DNA-templated transcription. The record is from RefSeq and is a predicted model, not a curated record. The transcript is spliced from 7 exons.